Herpailurus yagouaroundi (jaguarundi) is the source of this 8025-nucleotide messenger RNA. It is a transcript of the gene POLQ, whose product is annotated as DNA polymerase theta. The record is from RefSeq and is a predicted model, not a curated record. Gene Ontology annotation, molecular function: DNA-directed DNA polymerase activity; ATP binding; DNA binding. Gene Ontology annotation, biological process: DNA-templated DNA replication; double-strand break repair via alternative nonhomologous end joining. The coding region runs from base 190 to 7131 and encodes 2313 amino acids. The transcript is spliced from 25 exons. NCBI's taxonomy places the organism in Eukaryota, Metazoa, Chordata, Mammalia, Carnivora, Felidae.
CCACGAUUCUAUGGUUUUUCAGGAUACUCUCACCACUGAGAACUCUAUGGUUCCGGCGCGGGUUGGGAGGUCUGAGUUUGAAAACCGUGGCGGGAAGAUGGUGGCUACACCUGUCAUCAGGCCCUGUUUCUGCCGUGUGGGAAGACGCUGGGACUGUGGCUUUCCCUGAAUGGCCAAGAAGAGUUCGCGAUGAAUCUUCCGCGCUGGAGUGGGAAACGGCGACGUUCAGCAUCAGGCUCGGACUCCUUCUCGGGAAGCUGCUGUGACAGUAAUGACAGCCCCCUGCUCCCCUCAGGGCCGGUGCUGAGUCCUCCCCCAGGCCUGGGGCGCUGCUUGAAGGACCUCGGUCGUCUGCCAGCAGCAGCUGCAGGGGAAUGCAAGCAGACAGUUUCUGACGAUCAAAUGGACAAGUUGCUGUUGGCAAACUGGGGACUUCCUGCAGCGGUUCUGGAGAAAUAUCACAGUUUUGGUGUAAAAAAGAUGUUUGAAUGGCAGGCAGAGUGCCUUUUGCUUGGACAAGUCCUGGAAGGAAAGAAUUUAGUCUAUUCAGCUCCGACAAGUGCUGGAAAGACUCUUGUUGCUGAACUACUUAUGUUGAAGAGGGUUUUGGAAAUGCGGAAGAAAGCUUUGUUUAUUUUGCCCUUUGUCUCUGUGGCUAAAGAGAAGAAAUACUAUCUCCAGAGUCUGUUUCAGGAAGUAGGAAUAAAUGUGGACGGUUAUAUGGGCAGCGCCUCCCCCACAAGGCGUUUCUCUUCCUUGGAUAUUGCUGUCUGCACCAUUGAGAGAGCCAAUGGUCUAAUCAAUCGCCUUAUAGAGGAAAAUAAGAUGGACCUAUUAGGAAUGGUGGUUGUGGAUGAAUUGCAUAUGCUGGGAGACUCUCACCGAGGGUAUCUGCUGGAACUUUUGCUGACUAAGAUUUGCUAUAUUACUCAUAAGUCAGCAUCUUGCCAGACAGAUUUAGCCAGUCCUCUGUCUAAUGCCGUGCAGAUUGUUGGCAUGAGUGCUACUCUUCCUAAUUUGGAGCUUGUGGCUUCCUGGUUAAAUGCUGAACUCUACCACACCAACUUUCGUCCUGUACCACUGUUGGAGUCAGUAAAAAUUGGAAAUUCUAUAUAUGAUUCUUCAAUGAAGCUUGUGAGGGAAUUUCAGCCCAGUCUACAAGUAAAAGGAGAUGAGGACCAUGUUGUUAGUUUAUGUUAUGAGACCGUUUGUGAUAACCAUUCAGUAUUACUUUUCUGUCCAUCAAAGAAAUGGUGUGAGAAGUUGGCAGAUAUCAUUGCCCGUGAGUUUUAUAACCUACACCAUCAAGCUGAGGGAUUGGUAAGAUCAUCUGAACUUCCACCGGUGGUACUGGAACAAAAGAGUCUACUAGAAGUGAUGGAUCAGUUAAAACGUUCACCUUCAGGACUGGACUCUGUAUUACAAAAAACUAUACCUUGGGGAGUAGCAUUUCAUCAUGCAGGUAUCCAUAUUUGUAAUCUGUUAUUAAGAAGCCCCCUCCAGAUAUCGUUUUUUACCAGUCUUGUGCUAUUAGACUUAAUCAGUGAAGUUCCCUUAAAGGAAAUAAAUCAGAAAUAUGGAUGCAGUCGUGGACAGAUUCAAUCCUUACAACAGUCAGCAGCUGUUUAUGCAGGGAUGAUUACAGUAUUUUCCAACCGCCUCGGCUGGCACAACAUGGAACUACUACUUUCCCAAUUUCAGAAGCGUCUUACAUUUGGCAUCCAGAGGGAGCUGUGUGACCUGGUCCGGGUGUCUUUACUUAAUGCACAGCGAGCCAGGUUCUUCUAUGCUUCUGGCUAUCUUACUGUGGCAGAUCUUGCCAGAGCAAAUAUUGUGGAAGUGGAGACUGUUCUGAAAAAUGCUGUGCCCUUUAAAAGUGCCCGAAAGGCCGUGGAUGAGGAAGAGGAAGCAGUUGAAGAACGUCGGAAUAUGCGAAAUAUUUGGGUGACUGGCAGAAAAGGUUUAACUGAAAGGGAAGCAGCAGCCCUUAUAGUAGAAGAAGCCAAAAGGAUUCUGCAGCAGGAUUUAGCUGAAAUGGGAGUGCAAUGGAAUCCAUAUUCCCUUUUAAAUUCUAAUACACACUCAUUGACCAGCAGUGAGCCAGAAGUAAAGGAACAGAAACUUACACCCCAAACUAAGAGAUCUUGUAAAAGAUUAAUAUCAAAGAAAAAAAGUAACUCAGUGUUUAAUGAUUCUUUUGCUAAGCAUUCACCAACUACAGUGCAAGAUUUAGUUAAAUGUGGAGAGAAUAGAAAUUCCUUUUAUUACAAGUUACAGAAUGGGAAUCAAGAAUCCCAAGUACAUUCCAUUUCCAGAGCAAGAAAACGGGCUUCUUUGAACAGAAGUAAAGAAAAGCUAGUAACCUCUCUGAAUGAGGGGGAAAAAAGCACUAAGAAUGUUGUUCAAACUCUCUUAUUUGAGAAAACAAAAAAAGGAUCUUUGAGUUUCAGUUCAGAAAAGAUGAGUACUGCCUCUCGAUCUUGGAAACGUGGUAAGCAUCUAACACAAUCCAGAGAUAGUAGCCCUGUGAAAGACACUGGGAUGUAUAGAAUUGAUUUACAGGAACAAACUAUGUCUAAUCCUGUUUAUUGUGAAGACUCAAUUACCUUAGAUGAGAAGAAUAUGGAAUUUAGAAGUCCAGAGCCUUUUGCUAAAAAUGUAUCUUACUGUGCUGAGGGAAAAUACAGCAAAGCAUCAUUCUCAUCACAAACAGAACAAAGUUCAAAGAACAAAACAAAAACUAACAAUAUUCUUGUGGAACAUUUUAUCACAGAAUCCCAGAGUAAAAAAGUGACUUGUCAUCCCACUAGUACAGUUAGUGAAAAUGGAAGAGCACUAGCUUUUGUUGAGUCAGAAAAAAUAAACAAAGUACUGAUGAUACAAAGUGAUUCAAAAACCCAGAAUGUUUAUGUAAAACACCAUGACACCCAUUCAAUUAACCAGUGUGCAGAAAAACAAUCUGAUAAACAAACAAACACUUAUACCAAACAGAAAAAAAUAUUAGAGAGACAAAUGCCCUGUGAAACAGGCAGUAGUUAUAUGAAUAAAGACUCAAAUGGUAUUAUCAAGUGUGGAAUUAUGAAGUUUAAUGGUGAGGAAAAUAAAUCAAAUAAUUUUCAGGUAUCAGGAGAUAAUAUAAACAGCACUGAGAUACUCAGUAGAAUAUAUCCCCCAACUGGAGCAUUUGGUAAAUCAGGAGGCCAGCAUGAGGAUUUUCUAAAUCCCUCUAAAAUACAAGAAAAAACGGAAGCUUAUGCAGCAAACAAAACUAAAAAUAAUUGUGUUUCUGACUUAGGUUUAGUUCUUUGUGAAUUUGAAGAUAGUUUGUACCUGGAUACUCAGUCAGAGAAAAUUAUACAACAGAUGGCAACUGAAAAUGCCAAACAAGAAGGAGCAAAGGAUGCCAACCUGGCAACAGAGACAAUGCCGAAGAGUUUAGACAAACAGAGCUCGGUGAUCUCUUUUCAGAAUGAGAUUCAUAUUACUUUUCCUGGUGAACGACAUUCUCCAGGAGUGACAAAUAUAGAUCAUUUGGAGGAUAAGACUGUAGAUACUGUGAAACAAAGCACCAGUUCACAUGGAGUUGAUGUCCUGACUCCAGAAAGCUCAAUUUUUCAUUCUCCAAUACUCUUGAGGGAAAAUGGCCCUUGUUUUAAAAGGAAUGAACUUUCUGUCACUGACUCUCAAUUAAAUAGUUUUCUUCAAGGUUAUCAAACACAAGAAGCUUUGAAACCAGUUAUACUACCGCCUCCCACUGGUGUAGAAGUAGAAUGUCUACCAGCUCCUGAAACAAGUUUGAAUUUGAGUGAUAGCUUACUAUUUGACAGUUUCAGUGAAGAUUACCUAGUAAAAGAACAACCACCUGAUACACAAGCAAAAGAACCCCUUUCUUCUGAACUAAUGUCAAACUGUUUCAGUCAUUCUCUGUGUCUACAACCAGAGGGCCAACUUAGAAAAUCAAAUAUGAAUGAGAAUCAAGAUAAUCAGCAACAGUUGACUUGUUUCAGUGAGGAGUCUCUUAUAUUUUCAGAGUUGGAUUCUGCUCAGAUGGUUGAAGCUUUGGACAAUGUAGAUAUAUUUCCUGUCCAAGAGAAACAUAAUACCACAGUGUCUCUUACAGCAUUAGAACUAAGUGAUCCAGGGACUGUCAAUAAUGAUUAUUCACAAAGAGAAAUAAUUGGAAGAGAUAAAGAUGAAAAGUCUAAAAAAUCCAAAUUAACUGAGAUAGGGCAAAAUAAAUCGCUCAUAUGGUCAGGGGCAUCGUUUGAUUUAAGUCCAGGAUUGCAAAGAAUUUUAGAUGAAGUGUCCAGUCCUCUAGAAAAUGAAAAGCAAAAAUUAGCCACUACAAACUUGUCUAGUUUAAAAGGGGAAAAUAUGGAGUUAAAUGGCAAACAAGUGAUUUCAAAUUUGGAGCCAAAUCAAGUUCCGGGAAUUUCAUUUUUCCCUAAUGUUGAAAUAAAGAGCAAGAUUGGAGCACUGGAGAACGGUGCCCUUCAUGGUGAAACCUCAUCCCUCUUGCCUUGGAAAGACAGCUGUAUAGUUGAUGAUAACGGACUCAUUCCUCCUACACCCAUCCCAGCAUCUGCUUCUAAGCUAGUGGUUCCAAGUAUUCUUGGAACAUCUUCUGUAAAACUCCAGAAAAUGCAUAGUGUUUUACAGCUUGGUAAAAGUUACUCAUUUGGCUCAUCUUCAGAUAUUAAAAACCAAGAUUUAAGUUCAGAGAGUAGAGAGGGUUUAAAAAAGGAUAGACCUAUUAGAGACACAAGUUUUUCACUGCAAUUGUCACAGGAUGGAUCACAGUUAACUGCAGCCUCAUGCAGCCCAGAAAGCUUGGCCAUAAUUGAUGUAGCAAGUGACCAAAUUCUCUUUCAAACAUUCAUUAAGGAGUGGCAGUGCAAAAAGAGAUUUUCCAUCUCACUGGCUUGUGAAAAGAUCAGUAAUUUGAGGUCUUCUAAAAAUGCUGCUAUUGGUGGUAGGUUUAAGCAAGUUAGCCUACCUCAGGAAACCCCUAUUAGAGAUGAUGGAGUUCCUGUUAAAGGUUGUGAUGACAUCUUGGUGGUUGGUCUGGCAGUGUGCUGGGGUGGAAGAGAUGCCUAUUAUUUUUCACUGCAGAAGGAACAAAAGCAUCCUGAAAUUAGUCCCAGUUUGGUCCCACCUUCUCUGGAUCCAAGCCUGACUGUGAAAGACAGAAUGUGGUAUCUUCUGUCUUGCUUUCAAGAGGAAUCUGAUAAAGAACGUUCUAUUAUCAUCUAUGACUUCAUCCAGAGCUAUAAAAUUCUUCUUCUGUCUUGUGGUAUCUCCUUGGAACAAAGUUAUGAAGAUCCUAAGGUGGCAUGCUGGUUACUAGAUCCAGAUUCUAAGGAGCCAACUCUUCACAGCAUAGUUUCCAGUUUUCUUCCUCAUGAGCUUCCACUCCUCGAAGGGAUAGAGACUGGCCAAGGAGUUCAGAGUCUGGGGCUGAAUGUCAACACUGAACAUUCUGGGAGAUACAGAGCCUCGAUGGAGUCGAUUCUCAUCUUCAACGCUAUGAAUCAACUCAAUUCUUUGUUGAAGAAGGAAAACCUUCAAGAUGUUUUCUGUAAAGUGGAAAUGCCCUCUCAGUACUGCUUGGCCUUGUUAGAAUUAAAUGGAAUUGGAUUUAGUACUGCAGAAUGUGAAAGUCAGAAACACAUAAUGCAAGCCAAGCUGGAUGCGAUUGAGACUCAGGCCUAUCAACUAGCCGGGCACAGUUUUUCCUUCACCAGUUCAGAUGAUAUUGCUGAGGUUUUAUUUUUGGAAUUAAAAUUGCCACCAAAUGGAGAGAGAAAAAAUCAAGGCAGCAAGAAGACUUUGGGUUCUACUAGAAGAGUGAAUGACAAUGGACGCAAGCUAAGGCUGGGAAAACAGCUCAGCACCAGUAAGGAUGUUUUAAAUAAAUUAAAGGCAUUGCAUCCUUUACCAGGCUUGAUAUUAGAGUGGAGAAGAAUCACUAAUGCUAUUACCAAAGUGGUCUUUCCUCUACAGCGGGAAAAGCGUCUAAAUCCUUUUCUUGGAAUGGAAAGAAUCUAUCCUGUAUCACAAUCACACACUGCUACAGGACGAAUAACCUUUACAGAACCAAAUAUUCAGAACGUGCCAAGAGAUUUUGAGAUCGAAAUGCCAACACUAGUAGGGGAAAGCCCACCUUCUCAAGCCCUAGGCAAAGGCCUACUUCCCACAUACAGAGGAAGAAAGAAGACGAGUUGCAGCCUGAACUCUGGACACCAGGCACAGAUGGAGGAGAGAGCCUCAGACAGAGGAAUGCCCUUUUCAGUCAGCAUGCGACAUGCCUUUGUACCUUUCCCAGGUGGCUUAAUAUUAGCUGCGGAUUACUCUCAACUUGAACUGAGGAUCUUGGCUCAUUUAUCUCAUGAUCGGCGUCUCAUUCAAGUGUUAAACACUGGAACUGAUGUUUUCAGGAGUAUUGCCGCUGAGUGGAAGAUGAUUGAGCCAGAGUCUGUUGGGGAUGAUCUGAGGCAACAAGCAAAGCAGAUUUGCUAUGGAAUCAUUUAUGGAAUGGGAGCUAAAUCUUUGGGAGAGCAGAUGGGCAUUAAAGAAAAUGAUGCUGCCUGCUACAUUGAUUCAUUCAAAUCCAGAUAUACAGGGAUUAAUCAUUUCAUGAGAGAGACAGUGAAGAAUUGUAAAAGAGAUGGAUUUGUUCAGACCAUUUUGGGAAGACGUAGAUAUUUACCAGGAAUCAAUGACAACAACCCUUAUCAUAAAGCUCAUGCUGAGCGUCAGGCCAUCAACACAACAGUCCAAGGUUCAGCAGCUGAUAUCGUCAAAAUAGCCACAGUUAACAUUCAGAAGCAAUUAGAGACCUUGCACUCAACCUUCAAAUCCCAUGGUCAUCGGGAGGGUAUGCUCCAAAGCGACAGAACAGGAUUGUUACCAAAAAGAAAACUGCAAGGGAUGUUCUGUCCGAUCAGAGGAGGCUUCUUCAUCCUUCAACUCCAUGAUGAGCUCUUAUAUGAAGUGGCAGAAGAGGAUGUUGUUCAGGUAGCUCAGAUUGUCAAGAAUGAAAUGGAAAAUGCCGUAAAACUUUCUGUGAAACUGAAAGUGAAAGUGAAAAUAGGUGCGAGCUGGGGAGAGCUGAAGGACUUUGAUGUGUAAUUGUAUGGCUAAAUCCUCUGGGGAAGCCUGGUGUAGGUACAACUUACCCUUUCACCUAUUUCAGGAAAACCAACUCUCAAAUCUUGAUGGACUUGGGAUAGUAAUUUUAGUGAGAGUUUCAAAAUGUAUAUCAGAGUUUAUUCUCUAUAGCAUAAAAAAAAACUUUUUUGAGGCAAAAUACCAAGUUUAACAAUUAUAUUUAUUCUCAAAGAGAAUGUAUGAAGUUGCCUUUUAUAGUUCUGUGUGGCUCUAAUCAGGUUCAGAACACAUGACUGAAACAUGCACUUAGCACUUUGGGUCCUCAUCUGUCUGGUUGAGCAUGAUGGCUCAAUGACUGCUGUCUCUGGGGCAUUUUCAGCUCUGUCCAGGAUGCAGACACUUGUGAUGUAGACACCAGCAGGAACCAUUGGCAGAUAGGGAUUUGGUUUCUUAUAUACCGCCAUGCUUAGGCAUUCUGGUGAUUUUUCUCUAAUAUCAACUUAAGACUAGUGGAGCUGUAUUUCUAUGCAGCAUUGGCUAAUAAAUUCUGAACUCUAUAAAGAGGUAGACUCGAUAUGGGUGCAGUCUAGGAAUGGAUUUUCAUGAAAUGGUGUUUCUUCUUCCUUUUCCUUCCUCAGUUCAUUCAAUGAAUGUGUUUGCAAUACUUAGGUAUUAUAAAAUAAGCUACACCUCUUCAAGAGGCAUCCUGUUCUGUAAAAUCAGAUGUUUAUACUACAGUUUAAUAUAAUACUGCCAGAGAAAGAAGACACCCCUGUAUCCAUCUCCUACUGCCUCUUUCUGUGUUUGUGGCAUGGUGAGAAUACCCAUGCUGAAGACAUUAUCUUUUAUAAUCAGUCAGAGGUGUAUAACUGACUUUUUUGCUGUUGAAAUAAAAUGAAUUUAUAAGAAACUUUA